AUGCCAAUUGAAGCUCUGUCAGAGGACACCACGCGUGCUCUUGGCUCUUCUCUGGUCCUGAACGAUGCGAAGUCAGUCGUCAAAGAGCUUAUCGACAAUGCUCUGGAUGCCCAAGCCACAGCUAUCAGUAUUGAGAUCUCAGCAAAUACACUAGACGUCAUCCAGGUCAAGGACGACGGCACUGGCAUCCAUGUUGAAGAUCGACAGCUUCUUUGUAAGCGUGGUUGUACCUCUAAGAUUAGAACGAUUGAGGACCUCGGCCGACUUGGUGGUGCCUUUCUCGGAUUUCGAGGUGAGGCUCUGGCAAGUAUAGUCGAACUGAGUCAAUUUGUGACUGUCACUACUCGUGUGGACGGGGAGGUUGUGGGAACAUCGAUCAAGUAUGCUGCCUCGGGAAUGAUCAGUUCUUCUUCAGCUUCUCAUGCCGUCGGAACAACGAUACGCGUGCAAGAUUUCCUCAUGAAAAUACCGGUCAGAAAACAGUCGGCUUUGAAAGCAACCACGAAAACUCUGGAGGCUAUCAAGUCUCUCCUUUUCGCAUUCGCCUUCGCAAGACCUGAAGUGCGCUUCUCGUUGAAGGUGCUGAAGGCGAAGAAUAACAAACUCAACUGGACUUACGCUGCGACUCCGGACCAAUCUCUGACCGAAAUUACUACAAAGAUUGUCGGGAAGGAGCUCGCGUCUGUAUGUGCGCAUCAUACAAUAAUCUCUGAUGACUGCCGUGCCACUGUGGGCACCGACUGGGCCAUCAGCGCCAUGUUGAUCUCCGCAUCCGCUGAUCCUGUCAGGAUUCGCAACACCACACAAUAUAUUUCCGUCGACGCUCGCCCAGUAAACACGGAACGACAAACAAUGAAAGAGAUUGCCAAGUCCUAUAAGCGCCAUGUCCGGAACAGUGUCUUGUCGGCGACCGGUGUUUCGGUACAGCGACCAUUCCUCUGCAUGGACAUACGUUGUCCUCCAGAAAGCUAUGAUGUUAACGUCGACCCUGCGAAGGAUGAAGUCCUUUUCCUUGACCUUCGCUCCGUUCAGCUGUUGUCAUUGGUGGAAAGCUUGUUCCGUCGAGCAUAUCCUAAGCCCGGUAACCGUGGAGAAGGGGCAGAGAACUCAUCCAUCCACAAAGACACAGCUUCGCCCCGUGGGACGUUCGGCUUCGACAAGAACACGCUUCGUUCAACCCGGGCUGAUGCAGAAAAACGAGACGCGGUAAAUAACGAAGCUGAGCAAGAACCACUAAGCUCAGAAGACUCACCUCUACGUGGAUCAAGCAUGAGGAAUCCUUUUGUCAUCGCGGCUAUGAAUGCUAAGAUCAAGCCCGUAAAGAUGGGCAGCAAUCAAGCAAGCGGGCUAUCAAGGAUGAGUGGAAGUGCUACGUCUGACAAUCCAGAUGAAGAGGCUCUGUCGACUCCUCAUCCGGGAGACUGCUCUCCCGGAAAGACGCCCGAAUCUCAUCUACAGCGUAGUGGUCACACUACCCCGUCUACAUCCCCCAGACCAGGACCUCCGAUGAGGCGAAGAGUCAAAACUACCACCAGAUUUGAUGACGAGGAAGCGGUGGAACCAGAUUCUCAUGUUGACCAUCGUGUUGCCACUCCUCAGCAGACAGGCUUACAGUCAUGGUUGACCCCAAAUGCUGCGUUACCACCUCUUAUCCGUCUUGGGGAGGCAAGUACAAACAUGCAGCGGCCCAGCUCAUCUGUAGAUAACACCACGCUUAUUCCUGAUGUGACGGGCCCAGCAUAUGACGGGAUUCGCUUGAGCUCUCAAGUCGGUCGAAGGUUGGAACCUGGUCAAAAGCCUUUCAAAAUUCUGUCCAAAUCCAAACAUCAAGGCCAAAUCUCCGAGGGGCUGCCUCCAACACCACCGUCUAGUCUUCAUGGUCGACACCGAAGAUCCCAACAAGGAAGAUCGCCGAGCCACUUUAUCGGAUCAAAGCCAGGCGAGCAUUGGAGUAUGAGCCUUUUCUCCAGCCAGCAACUUCGACACAAAACAAGCACAAUGAGUGCUGCGAAUUCUCCGCUGAGCGGGCUCUCACAACACGAUACGGAACUGAAUGAUAUCAUGGAAUUCGAACACCGAAAGAAGGCCGCGAUAGCUCAUCAAAGAAUACAGGCGGCCAGAUCGUUGUCCACUCCAAUUAGAAACACAUUAGGUUGCUCGAGCCAACCUGAGAUAAUUGGUGCGUCGACGGACGCUGUUGAGAAAGAGCCAAUGUUUGAGGACUAUGGCGCCGAGUAUGGCAGCAAGGAGGAUGGCAGCAUGAAACAGUCAAACCCGGAUCCUCGUCGCAACCAUUACAAGAAACCAAUCAAGAAUCCGUCCCACUCUCAUCCGGAUGAAGAAAGCGAGACACUUCUUGAUCCUGAUGAGCAUUGCGCCUCUCUGGCUAUUGGUGCGGGGACUGCUGCCUACGGACCGCCUGUGCUCUCGCACGAUGAUCCACGGGCCUAUAUGAUGAGACAACCACCGAAGCAAUUGCGAGGCAAACUACAUCGCACCAAGUCCACCAAAUUACCACUCGAAAGCAUGCUCCCUGGAACUGAAACUUUCGGUCUUGCACUUACGACGAACGCCUUCGACAGUCUACAAGACAUCAGCAAGCACUUUCUGAGACUCGCAUUCUUCGAUUCGUAUAUCAAAUAUGGCAAGGUGGGCUGCACAGAUCUCGAUUCAGCUGAUCCAUCGACUCUCCGCGACUGGGAAUACUCCAUCCGCAGCUUAAUCGAUAGAAGGGACUCUCCGCGGACACAAAAGGAAAAGGAUAUGAUUGCGAAUACGAAGUUUACUAUUUCGGGCUGUUCUCGCGAGGCUGAAGAGGUAACAUGA
Messenger RNA from Cladophialophora carrionii CBS 160.54, 2826 nucleotides. RefSeq lists its product as uncharacterized. Lineage: Eukaryota; Fungi; Ascomycota; Eurotiomycetes; Chaetothyriales; Herpotrichiellaceae. Gene Ontology annotation, molecular function: mismatched DNA binding; ATP hydrolysis activity; ATP-dependent DNA damage sensor activity. Gene Ontology annotation, cellular component: MutLalpha complex. The transcript has 3 exons. Gene Ontology annotation, biological process: mismatch repair. The record is from RefSeq and is a predicted model, not a curated record. The coding region runs from base 1 to 2826 and encodes 941 amino acids.